AUGGCGCCGCCGACCAGCGGGAGUGCGGGCCCGCACCGUCCGCGCGCAGAUGGCGCGAUAGAACCAGCGCAUGCGCGAGACGACCAGAUUAUAGCGGAACUCCCGCCGCGUCCGGCGAACUUGACGGCGGCGACAGAUGCCCCUGCGGUUGCGGCGGCGCAGAAGGCGAUCCAUUUUUCCGCGGCGGCGCCGGAGGAAUUCUAUGAUGGGGAGGAGGAGGAGGAGGAGGACGGGAGCGAGUUUCUGGAGCGCGCGCGCAGCCACCAGGAGGUGGAGGACGAGCGCGCGUACGAGCCGGAGGAGCAGAUCGACGUGUCGCGCUACAGCCUGCCGCUACAGACGCCGGGCGGCAAGGAGGACACGUUCCGGUUCUCGUGGCGGCGCUUCUGCAUCUUUGUGGGUCCGGGCUUCCUCAUGAGUAUCGCGUACCUUGACCCGGGCAACCUUGAGAGUGAUUUGCAGGCAGGCGCACAGACGGGGUAUGCGCUGCUCUGGAUUCUCUUCUGGUCCACCGCGCUUGGUCUGCUCCUGCAGGCCAUAGCAGCGCGAGUGGGCGUGGUAACGGGGUGCCAUCUGGCAGAGCUGUGCCGAAUGGAGUACUCACAGCCCGUGCGCUGGGUGCUGUGGGGCAUGACAGAGGUGGCCAUAGUGGGCGCGGACAUUCAGGAGGUGAUUGGCUGCGCCAUCGCCCUGCGAAUUCUCUCAAGAGGGGCCAUUCCCAUCUGGGCAGGGGUGCUUAUAACGGGGCUCGACAGCUUCCUCCUACUCUUCCUGGAGAACUUUGGCAUUCGCAAGCUCGAGGCACUCUUUGGUCUUUUCAUCGCUGUCAUGGCCGCCUCCUUCGCCCGCAUGUUCCUGGAAGCUGCGCCUGACGCGGGAGCCAUCGCGCAUGGCCUCCUCGUCCCCUCCAUACCCCCCGGAGCAACGAGCAUGGCAGUGAGCAUACUAGGCGCAGUCAUCAUGCCGCACAACAUCUUCCUCCACUCCGCGCUCGUGCAAUCGCGCGCCAUCGACCGCCACUCCCCACCGCGCGUCGCAGAAGCCCUGCUCUACUUCACGCUGGAAUCAGCCCUCGCCGUGCUGCUCUCUUUCCUCGUCAACCUCUGUGUCGUCUCCGUCUUUGCGCGCCUCUUCUAUGGGCAACCUGGAGCAGCUGAUAUUGGGCUUGACAACGCUGCUGAGUAUUUGCAGCAAGCCUUCGGUUCAACAACCUUCCCAGUGGUGUUUAUAUGGGCGGCAGGGCUGCUAGCAGCAGGCCAGUCAUCAACCAUGACGGGCACAUACACGGGGCAGUUCGUCAUGUCGGGCUUCCUCGACCUGCACGUGCGCAAGUGGGUGCGCGUGUGCGUCACCCGCACCGUCGCCAUCGUGCCCACCGUCGCCGUCGCUCUGCUCUACACCUCGCCUGCUUCGCAUGCACCGCACUCACCACCGCAGCUGUCACCACCCCUGGCAGCACCAGCUGUGCCAGUGGCAGGGGGAGCGGGUACAGUAGAAGGGGCAGCAACCGCCGCAACUGCAGUCACAGCAGCAGAGCGAUUGCUGAAAGAAGUGUUCUUUACUCCGUCUCCCUUUCCAAACUCCGCCGUGCCCCCCCCCUUCACCAACACCUCCCUCCCUGCCUCCUCUUUCUCCUCCUCGCCUUUCUCCUCUAACCAAUCAUCCCUGCAACUUCCGACCUCUCUCCCCACUUCACGCCCUUCCUCACUCGUCUCGCCUUCUCUAACCGCCCCACACAUGCUAUCACUCUCCUCAUUGGACGUGCUAAACCAGUGGCUCAACGUGCUGCAGUCCGUGCAGCUGCCCUUCGCCGUCAUCCCCCUCUUAGCAAUCGCGUCCUCAACACACGUGAUGGGGCGAUACGCCAUCAGGGGGGCAGUCAAGUCCGUGCAGCUGCCCUUUGCUGUCAUCCCCUGCUGGCCAUAG
This is a messenger RNA of Closterium sp. Naga37s-1, 1926 nucleotides long. The record is from the annotation of a GenBank genome assembly. NCBI's taxonomy places the organism in Eukaryota, Viridiplantae, Streptophyta, Zygnematophyceae, Desmidiales, Closteriaceae.